This is a messenger RNA of Durotheca rogersii, 906 nucleotides long. RefSeq lists its product as uncharacterized. The transcript has a single exon. Bases 1 to 906 code for a protein of 301 amino acids. Lineage: Eukaryota; Fungi; Ascomycota; Sordariomycetes; Xylariales; Xylariaceae. The record is from RefSeq and is a predicted model, not a curated record.
AUGACCUCCUUCAACACCUUCAGGCGCUUCAACGAGCUGCCGAAGGAGCUCCGUCUCCUGAUCUGGGAAUACCACUUCGAGUGCGCCCACCUGAUAGUCGUGCAUCCCGCGCUCGACAGCCAGAACCGCGACCCGAAGAAGGAAUUUUUGCGCUUCGAGUGCACCGUCCUCGACUCCGCCACCAACCUCAUCAUCCAGGAUGGCCGUCCGCCGUCUCCCUUGGUCAAUCACGAGGCCCACACCGUGGCCCUCUCGUGCCACCGCGAGUGGACCCGCGUCGGCUUCGGCAAGGAUCUCAGCGUAGCCGUCGCUUCCGGCCGCUCUCGCCCGCGCCCGCUCGACCCCAGGAUGCUCGUCGCCUCGGUCUCCGCCUUCGACCGCCGCAGCGUCCCGCGGGCCCAGCCCGUCUACGUCGACUGGAGCCGCGACAUGAUCUACCUCUGCGUCGCCCAGGCCGAGCAGGCCUUCUGGUCGCUCCGCCUCGUCCCCUGGCGCGACCGCGUCCGGAAGCUGGCCGUGCUCAUCCCCCAGAGCGAAUUCGACCGCGCCAUCCCCUUCGGCCCCACCGAUCCCAUCCGCGACAUCCUCGAGAGCACCACCGAGCUCGAGGAGCUGCUCGUCGUGCUGAUCCCCCAGGCCGACAUCGCCGCCGCUGCCGCCAGCGCCCACCCCGCCUCCGCCCUGAGCAGGGGCGCCUUCGGCUUCGUCCCGUACGUCGCCUAUCUCAAGGAGACCGGCCUCGCCAAGGACCACGUCAUGUACGCCCGCACCGCCAUGUCGUUCAAGGAUGCCCUGGCCGGCCUCCCGAAGAAGAUCAAGCUCGAAAGGGUCGUCGACCUCGACUAUCAGCCUUCCAAUUUUGGUUACUAUCAACGCAGGAUACUCCUCGAGAGCGGACGGUCAUAG